AUGCAGAUCACGAACACCUUCCUCUCCCUCAUCAUGGUGGUCACCUACGCUGCCGCAAACCCCGUUCCAGAUGCCGUCAACGAUGUCAGCCUCGCGCCCCGCGCUCAUAUCAUCUUCGACGGCGACCAUGUCCAGCUGGUGGAUGACGCCGCUACGGAUGCUCCUGUGAAGCGCCAAAACAUCAAUCGCGCGGACGUCACUGCGUGGAGUGGCGAUGCCUGCGACGGCUCAUCGGAUCGCUACACAGUCAUCAAUCAGGGAGAUCGCUGCAUCCAGGUCACAAACAAACGGUCCAUCACCCAUGACGGAAGUGGGUGCACUGUGAAGACACACAGCGGUACCGAUUGCCGGGGCUCUCAAGCUACCAUUGGGCGCAACAACGGAUGCAAUUCGGUUCUUUACGCUUCGAUAUCGAUCACGUGCUAG
Molecule: messenger RNA, 426 nt
Organism: Zymoseptoria tritici IPO323
Lineage: Eukaryota; Fungi; Ascomycota; Dothideomycetes; Mycosphaerellales; Mycosphaerellaceae
Exons: 2
Coding region: 1-426 (141 amino acids)
Source: RefSeq, a predicted model, not a curated record